AUGUCUCGACGCGCGACCCCGGGCCAGGCUGCUCAGAACCAGCAGACAAUCAAGAGUUUGCUGAAACUCGAGUCCAACAAGAUCUGUGCCGACUGCAAGCGCAACAAGCAUCCGCGAUGGGCGUCAUGGAACUUAGGUGUCUUUGUUUGUAUCCGGUGCUCUGGCAUUCACCGUGGAAUGGGCACACACAUCAGUCGGGUCAAGUCCGUGGAUCUCGAUACCUGGACCGAUGAGCAAGUCCAGAGCGUGGUGAAAUGGGGCAAUGGGCGAGCAAACAAAUACUGGGAAGACAAACUAGCACCCGGCCACGUUCCAUCUGAUGCUAAGAUCGAAAACUUCAUCCGCACCAAGUAUGAAUCCAAGCGCUGGGUGAUGGAUGGACCGAUGCCAGACCCUUCGACUCUUGAAGGUGACGAUGACGAUGUGCCUCUCGCGGUUGUACAGGAAAAGGCUAAGAUCGAACGUUCCGCUUCUCAACGAGUCGCACCGAGUCAACCCCCAUUGCAGCGCCGCCCACAACCGUCGAUCGAUCUGUUUGGUGACGAUAUAUCUCCCCCAGUGCGUCCCAGCACUACCGAACCCACCCCUCGUCCGCCACCCAAGUCCUCUCAGCCUGUGCCACAGCUAAAGACUCAGAAACCUGGUGAUUCAUUGCUUGGCCUCGACUUCUUUGGCAGCACCCAGCCAGCUGCGGCCAACCGCCCAACGAGCACUGCAUCUACACCUGCCGCACCCAGUGGCAUGUCGCGGCCGGAUUUGAAGCAGUCAAUUUUGUCCUUGUACGCGAAACCUCAGCCUGCUCCCAUUCAGCAUGAGCGGAACAACUCCUUCGGUGAUAUGGCCUAUCCAGCGGGCCCGUCCGCAUCUUCCAACAUGGGCGGCUUGACAGACGCUUUCAGUGGCCUGAGCUUCCCUUCCACUACCUCCCCUCCCCCGGUUAAGCCGGCUGAGAAGCCAUCUCCUUUCGCCAAUCUUACGAGCUUCUCGAACAUGAAGUCCACCCCCGCUGCUCCCAAAGUCACUUCGCCCUCGGGAUCGGCCAGCAACGACCUGUUUGAUAGCCUGGCCUCCCCCACUAUGUCUGCACCUAAGCCUCAGUCUCGAACAACAUCUAUUUCCUCGAACUCACAAGAUUUCGGCUUUGGCGGGUUUGCCUCACCUCCUCCGCCCAAGCCCUCCAAGCCAAACCCCCCGUCGUCAUCUCUUUCUAACGACCUCUUCGGCCUCUCUUCCCCGCCCCCUGCUCCGGCGGCGCCACCUAAGCCCAAUCCUGUCUCCCCGCAACAGGAGAUGAGCUCUGCGUUCAACCUCUCUUCCCCCUCUUUCCAGCCUCCUAUGCCCCCUAAGCCACAGGCCCCCGCUGCCACCGUUGCCGCUGCGGGCAUCAUGGAUCCUUGGGGUGGUAAUGCUUGGAGCACACCUGAGCCUGCCCCAGCACCAGUUGCUUCCCCACCUGCUGCCUCUAGUGCAUCUAUGAUGAAACUUCCCGACACACUGACUGCCAAUGAUAUUGGAGGUGGUUGGGGUAUGCCCAGUGCGGCAUCCAAGCCGACCCCGGCCGUGGCUGCUGAUGAAGACUUUGGCGGAUGGACCAGCGCUGCUCCCGUCUCCUCUGGAACUACUACGACCUCUCACAACUCAUCCAAGCCGGCAGGCGGGUUUGGUGGAUCUGACGACCUCUUCUCCAAUGUAUGGGAGUAA
Messenger RNA from Penicillium longicatenatum, 1701 nucleotides. RefSeq lists its product as uncharacterized. NCBI's taxonomy places the organism in Eukaryota, Fungi, Ascomycota, Eurotiomycetes, Eurotiales, Aspergillaceae. Gene Ontology annotation, molecular function: GTPase activator activity; metal ion binding. The transcript is spliced from 5 exons. The coding region runs from base 1 to 1701 and encodes 566 amino acids. The record is from RefSeq and is a predicted model, not a curated record. Gene Ontology annotation, biological process: endocytosis; intra-Golgi vesicle-mediated transport; endoplasmic reticulum to Golgi vesicle-mediated transport. Gene Ontology annotation, cellular component: Golgi apparatus.